CCAACCAUCCAACCAUCCUACAAUCCAACCAUCCAACCAUCCAACCAUCCAACUAUUCAACCAUCCAACCAUCCAACCAUCCAACCAUCCAACCAUCCAACUAUUCAACCAUCCAACCAUCCAACCAUCCAACCAACCGUCCAACUGUCUANCAACCAUCCAACCAUCCAACCAUCCAACUAUCCAACUGUUCUACCAUCCAACCAUCCAACUAUUAUACCAUCCAACCAUUCCACCAUCCAACCAUUCACCCAUUUCACCAUUCAACUAUCCAACAAUUCCACCAUUCAACUAUUCUACCAUCCAACCAUCCAACCAUUCCACCAUCCAACCAUUCUACCAUCCAAUCAUCCAACUAUUCUACCAUCUAAUCAUCCAACUAUUCUAACAUCAAACCAUCCAACCAACCAACCACCUUACCCUUCAACCAUUCAACCAUCAUCUCAUCCAAUCAUCCAACCAUUCUACUAUCUAAUCAUCCAAUCAACCAAAUUUGAAAACAAAUCGUAGGCUUUCCAGGAAGCUUUGAUUUUUAU
Eurytemora carolleeae is the source of this 536-nucleotide messenger RNA. Its product is annotated as spore coat protein SP85-like. The record is from RefSeq and is a predicted model, not a curated record. NCBI's taxonomy places the organism in Eukaryota, Metazoa, Arthropoda, Copepoda, Calanoida, Temoridae. The annotation marks the transcript as partial. The transcript has 2 exons.